Molecule: messenger RNA, 1407 nt
Organism: Somion occarium
Lineage: Eukaryota; Fungi; Basidiomycota; Agaricomycetes; Polyporales; Cerrenaceae
Source: the annotation of a GenBank genome assembly
AAUUCUUCUUUCUUUCGUCAUUAGAAGGAAAUGCUCCAAACAUACUGUAUAUGCAACUCUUCACGUAGAUUUGGUGCAUCGUUUGGCGUGGGACGUCAUAUGUCGCUGAUGUCCGAAUUGGGGAAGCAUAAAAGCCGGGAUGUCUUCUAGUCCUUGAGAAGACAUUCUUUGAACCCAUACCUUGACAAACGUAUAAUGUCAGAAGAUCAACGUACUCCCAUCUUUCUUACAGGUGCUACAGGCUAUAUCGGGGGGUCUGUCCUCGCUCGCCUGUUGGCCCACCCGAGCGCAAAGAGCUUUGAUAUUACAGUUGUGUCUCGUCGGCAAGAAAAGGCUGACAAGCUUGCGUAUUUCGGUGUCAAGGCGGUUGUGUCCUCUAUGGAUUACUAUGCUUUGCUCGAGGAUUACGUUGCCAAAGCCCACAUUGUUAUUGACUGCGCUGAUGCUGAUAACAUAGAUGCUGUACAAGCAAUUAUACGGGGUUUGAAGAAGAGGCAUGAAUUGGUGGGCGAUACGCCAAUCUUUAUCCAUACGUCUGGCACAGCUGUAUUGAGCGAUAACGCCAAAGGACUGCAUCCAUCCGACACUGUCUAUGACGACAUGAACCCGGACCAGAUUGCGGGUAUUCCGCCUUCUGCGCCUCAUAGAAACGUGGAUAACGCGAUAUUUGAUGCUGACAAGCAAGGCUAUCUCAAAGCGUAUUUUAUUGCUCCUGGUACCAUUUACGGCAUCGCACAUAACCCUCUUGUCGACGCCGGAAUCCAGAACUCUCGUUCGCAGCAGAUCCCUCAGCUUGUCAAGGCUUCGUUGGACAGAGGACAAGCCGGUGUAGUUGGAAAAGGUGCAUCCUUGUGGCCAAAUGUGCAUAUCGACGAUGUCUCUGACCUCUACAUUAUCCUUUUCGAUGCCGUUACCGCCAACUCUGACAAGCUUGGUCAUGGACUUAACGGCUUCCAUUUCGGCGAGAACGGCGAGCAUAGAUGGUAUGACAUUUCGAGAGCCAUCGGCCAAGCCUUCGUCGAGUUCGGGAUCAGUGGAGACCCCGAGCCUACUUCCUUCACUGAGGAGGAACUCGACAAGUAUUUUGGUUCUGAGGAGUUGGCCAACGCCAACGUCGGAUCCAACUCUCGGUGCCGAAGCAAUCGCGGUCGCUCUAUUGGUUGGAAGCCUAAGUAUGUCACGAAGGACAUGUUGGCUAGCGUCAAUGCUGAAGUUGAGGCCGCUCUGAAGCUCAACGGCAAGAAGUAGCAAUAGAUUAUCGAGUUUUAUCUCCUAAUCAUGUCUCACGACCGUUUACUGGGGCAAUCUUGAAGUGUGGACACUAAACGCACGGAACUACGUAUCUGAUCCCAAAUAUGAAGUGAUAUUCGCUAAAGAGAUGUUUGACCGAUCUCUUGGAUAUACUAC